ACCAUCCAAUAAUUCAUUUGCUGGUUAUUUGUCAGUCCGGGGACUCCUCUUACAAGCAUCGUUUUACAAAGCACUUUCAUCAUUGGAAGGAAAGGGAAACCACCUUAUUCCGUCCAGGAUGAUGGUGAACGAAUUCGACCGUUCACAAGAUAGUGGAAUUCAGUCUCCCCAGCAAUCUAUCACGCCUGAGCGUUUGAU
Molecule: messenger RNA, 198 nt
Organism: Acaulospora colombiana
Lineage: Eukaryota; Fungi; Glomeromycota; Glomeromycetes; Diversisporales; Acaulosporaceae
Source: the annotation of a GenBank genome assembly